Messenger RNA from Toxotes jaculatrix (banded archerfish), 1053 nucleotides. It is a transcript of the gene atp5pb, whose product is annotated as ATP synthase peripheral stalk-membrane subunit b. The record is from RefSeq and is a predicted model, not a curated record. NCBI's taxonomy places the organism in Eukaryota, Metazoa, Chordata, Actinopteri, Toxotidae. Gene Ontology annotation, molecular function: proton transmembrane transporter activity. The transcript has 7 exons. Gene Ontology annotation, biological process: proton motive force-driven ATP synthesis. The coding region runs from base 111 to 869 and encodes 252 amino acids.
GGGGAUUUGUCUUCUGUCCGCCAUACUUGCGGCUCUUUGCAGAAGGGCACGGAGAGGCCGAAACAAGGCUGCCCAGUGGAGCAACACCUCGGCACUUUCGUCCUUCAAACAUGCUGUCCAGGCUCGUUUUUGUUUCAGCCAGUGCCCUAAAAGGCAGUGGCCCCCUUGGAGCUGGCCUGGUCCAGGCGUCUCGCUCCCUGCACACAUCUUCGCAGAGUUUGGCCCCAGUGCCCCCUCUGCCAGAGAAGGGAGGCAAAGUCCGCCAUGGCAUCUUUCCAGAGGAGCUCUUCCAGCUUCUGUACCCCAAAACUGGAGUCACAGGACCUUACAUGCUGGGCGCUGGUCUCAUCCUCUACAUGCUUUCCAAGGAAAUCUACGUCAUCAACCAUGAGACCUUCGCUGCCGCCUCCAUAGGCGGUGUCAUCAUCUACGGUGUCAAGAAAUUUGGUCCAAGUGUUGCAGCUUUUGCUGACAAACUGAACGAGGAAAAAGUGGCCAAGGCUCAGGAGGUGAAGGACCUCGCCAUGACCAGCCUGGCUCAGGCCAUUGAGGAUGAGAAGAAGGAGCAGUGGAGGGUAGAGGGAAGAUCAUCACUCUUUGAUGCUAAGAGGAACAAUGUGGCCAUGCUGCUGGAGAUCAACUACAGAGAGAGGCUACACAUGGUGACAAAUGAGGUGAAGAGGCGCUUGGACUACCAGAUUGCCCUGCAGGACCUCCACCGCCGAAUGGAGCAGGAGCACAUGGUCAACUGGGUGGAGAAGAGCGUCAUCGGCAGUCUCACUCCUCAGCAGGAGAAGGAGAGCAUCGCCAAGUGCAUCUCGGACCUGAAGGCUCUGUCCAAGGCCACUCAGGCCAAGGCUACAGUCUAAACUGUCAAGUCUUCAGAGAAGACUGCUCUAAUCCCCCAACUUAUUGUCCCAAGACGAGACGUUCACUUUUCUUUACAGAAUAAACUAUUUCCUCUUUAAAGAUUGUCUCUGUCAAUAUUGUGGGUGUGUACAGUAUUUACACGUCAGCUGAUGGUAAAAUAAAUGGUUCUCUUAUUCAACUUCA